Messenger RNA from Coregonus clupeaformis (lake whitefish), 2429 nucleotides. Its product is annotated as 3-hydroxy-3-methylglutaryl-CoA lyase, cytoplasmic. Bases 298 to 1338 code for a protein of 346 amino acids. Lineage: Eukaryota; Metazoa; Chordata; Actinopteri; Salmoniformes; Salmonidae. Gene Ontology annotation, biological process: ketone body biosynthetic process; L-leucine catabolic process. The record is from RefSeq and is a predicted model, not a curated record. Gene Ontology annotation, molecular function: hydroxymethylglutaryl-CoA lyase activity. The transcript is spliced from 9 exons.
UCUCUCUCAGUCUCCAUCCAUUCCCUGCUAGGGAUGCGGCUGCCAUAGCAACUGCUGAGUCACUCCCGGCUCUCUGCUCUCAGCUGCCGUCCUCUAAUGUGAUUGUUUCAGUGAGGGGGGAAGCCAGGCCCUCAGUCAUCCACCCUGUCUGCAUGCGUGAGCAUAUUGAUCAGAGUACUCCAACACGUACAUUUGUUGCAGUCGAUUCAGUCGAACGUAAAGAUCCAUCGCUGCGGGUGUCGGAGCCAGAGGAUCCUGGGGGAGCUCUACAGGCCGAACCUAACGGGAUCCUUUCAGAUGGGCAACUUUCCCACCACGGUGAAGCACUGCCUGAGCUACGAGGAACUGAUCCAGGAUUAUCCAUGGCUAGCACGCUGGCUGCAGGAGGAGAAGCGAGCUUUAACACAUGAAUACCCAGAGUAUGUUAAAAUUGUUGAAGUCGGGCCAAGAGACGGACUUCAAAAUGAAAAGGAAAUGGUUCCAACAGGAGUCAAAAUCCAGCUGAUAGACAUGCUCUCAGAAACAGGCCUGCCUGUGAUCGAGGCCACCAGCUUUGUGUCUUCAAAGUGGGUACCGCAGAUGGCGGACCACACUGAAGUACUUCAAGCCAUCCACAGAUCUUCUCAUGUUCGUUAUCCAGUUCUGACACCCAACAUGCAUGGCUUUCAGGAUGCUGUUGCAGCUGGUGCUACUGAAGUGGCCGUGUUUGGGUCUGCCUCUGAGACCUUCAGUAGGAAAAAUAUAAACUGCUCUAUAGAUGAGAGCAUUCUGAGGUUUGAGGAAGUCAUUUACGCUGCCAAACAACAACAGAUUCCAGUCCGUGGAUAUGUUUCUUGUGCACUAGGAUGUCCAUACGAGGGACCCAUUGAUCCCACUAAAGUUGCAGAGGUGGUGAAGAGGUUGUAUGAACUGGGCUGCUAUGAGGUGUCUCUGGGGGAUACUAUCGGUGUGGGGACCCCAGGCUCCAUGGCCAAGAUGUUACACAGCGUCAUGAAGGAGGUACCCAGCAGCGCUCUGGCCGUUCACUGCCACGACACCUACGGCCAGGCCCUGACCAACAUCCUAACUGCACUGCAGAUGGGGAUUUGUACAGUGGACUCGUCUGUAGCAGGUCUGGGAGGGUGCCCAUAUGCCCAGGGUGCCUCUGGCAACGUGUCAACAGAAGAUGUUCUCUAUAUGCUCCAUGGGAUGGGCAUUAAAACCGGAGUGGAUCUCUCCAAAGUAAUCGAGGCAGGUGACUUCAUCUGCAAAGCCUUAAACCGCAAGACCAACUCCAAGGUAGCCCAAGCAAGAGGCGAUUACUCCAAGCAUUGCUGCAUGAAGAAGAUAAAAACUUGACACCUUUCCCUUUUGAACAGUGUUUAUUCCUGUUGAUGCUACAUAUAGAUUGCAAAUUACGCUAUACAAAAUGCACUAUACUUAUAUUUUUUUACAAAAAUGUAUAGCCAUUUAGCAGAGGCACUUCAUUAAAGCAUUGCUGGAUAAGGCCUACUAAAUUCAAUAAAUAACUAAACUUUUUAAACCAAAUAAGUUGGUUAAUAACUUUCACGUAUAGUCUGUCUGAUAGGAGGUAAAAGAGAGAGAUGACUCCUCACUAAGUUGUGAAAGUUAUUCAUGAUGUUUCUGUGGGGGUCUCUUCCCAUUCAUUUCCGGCUCAAUGUGGUUACAAUUAGACAAGGGGACCUGAGAGGGUCAAGGGAGUCCUGCUGGGUUUAAAACCAGUGUGGGUCGAUCAUUAUCUCCCUCAAAAUGUAUUUUCAUUUCCUAAGUCCCUUGCUCUGUCAAGAUGGAAGUAUGGAUGUGAAAUAUGUAUAUGUUUUUUCUCUCUUCAUCCUUCUCACCAGUGCAUGACCCCAUUCCAUAAGUUGGAUCAGGUCGAAACCAUAGAGAUGGUCGAAACCAUUCAUUUUAUUCUGUAGAGUUAAAUGGACUGCAGUCGGCGACUUUAUGUUUAACUAUUGUUUGUGCAAUAGUCAGAAGGGACACAUGUUUUUUAGCUGGUGAAGUCUCUAAACCUCUACCUUUGGUUGAAGUAGGCCUUCUGAACAUAUCUCUAAGAACACUAACAAUAUAAAAUAUUGGUGAAUUAAAUCCCUACAUUAACUUAGCUGUAUAACAAAGCAUGUAAUCUCCCUUCCACUAGACAGUCCUCCUUCUUAAACGCCUUACUCUUGCAAAUAAUUUGAGCAAAUGUCAAUAUCCAUGAGUAAAGUAUUUUAUUAAUUUGCUUUUUAAUAGUAAUGAAUGUAGUAAUAUGUAUUACGUGAGUAUUAUGUAUUAUGUGACAAAGUAGUAAUAGUAAAUAUGUGAAUAUGAUGUAUUAUGUGACAAAGUGCUAUGUGACAACGUACUAUAAUAAUAAGUCAUAUAUUGACCAAAUGCCUUCGGAAAGUCUUCAGACCCCUUGACUUUUUCCACAUUUUGUUAGG